AUGGACAAGCAAAAGAGCGUAAAUACUUCAUCUUCAUCAGCUCAUAAAGUAGCAAAAAAUUUAAAGAAGCUGGCUGACAGAGAUGAUGACUGGUAUUCUUCAAGUUAGAGUGAUGACAGUUUUUCCUAGGAAGAUACUGAAACAGUUCCAAUAGAUAUUACUAAAUACCUUCCUCCAGCUAACCCUUUGAUUCCUAAAAUAUUUCAAGAAGACUAUGAAGUACGAACUGCAAUCAAUAUUCAAUUUAAUUCACUCCCAAACUUUAACAAAAAUAAAAACUUUCAAUUUAUUGAACCCAGUGAGCGUCCUCUUUAAUUACAAGAAUAUAUUGCUCAGCAAUAAGUUUUAAAAUCUACUAAAUCAUCUAGUCCUUCUGAAAACACUAAAAAUAUUGCAGAAAGCUCCAUUACGAAGCACUUGCCAAACAAAUAAGGAGCUCUUUCUACAUUAAAAUAAGAAAAUGAAGCAAGAUUAUCUUCUACUUUAUAAAAUAAUAUUUCCGAUUAAAUUAAAACAAAUAGCACUGAAGGUAAUUAACAAGAAAAUAUUAAUACUACUAUCUCAACUAACAAAAACUAAAUUAUAAAUACAAAUACUGAAACUAGUGAAUUUAAUAUUCCUACGAAUUAAUUCCAACAAGAAAGGUCUACAAAUAACGUUAUUUCUUAAAAAGAUUCUCAGAAAAAUAUAAAAAUAAAUGACUAAAUAAAACAGAUUAUUCCAAGUUAAUAAUAGGUUAAUACUUAGAGCUAAGUAGUGUAGCAAUAGAAUUAGCAAGUCGUUAACAAUUAAUAAGUUUAAUAAAUUUCUGCUUAGAAUACAACUAUUUAAAAUUAAAAUAAUACAUUAGUAGUCAAGCUUAAAACACUUUUUGAAUAUCAUAAAUAAAAUAGAGAUAAUUUAAUAUAUUAAAAGUACAGUGACUAUAACUUAAAUGACCCAACACGUAUUGGAGAUGUCAUUUACUUUGCUACCUAUAUAGCAAAUUUAAAGAAUUUGAUAAAAUCAAGGAAGAAUAAAGAUGAAGACUCAGACUUUAAUUAAAAUAAGGCAUCGUUUAAUCGAAAAGUUUCUAUAAAAGAAAUAAAAAAUUAUCAUCAUAACUUUCAUACCUCAAAUCCAUCAGCGAACUCUUAAACAGCUAUAAAUGCAAAUUCUUCUGAACAAUAAAAAAUUUAGUUUUCUUCAAGUUUUGAAAGUGGAAAUCUUUUUUGUGCAUAUAAGGUCAAUGAAACAGAAUUUGACUUAAUUCUUUAAAAUGAUAUUAAUACAAAAGGAAAUACAUAAUGGUUCUUUUUUAGUGUCACAAACGCGAAGGCUGGAUAAGUUCUUAAGUUCAAUAUUCUAAAUUUAAAUAAACCAGGUAGUCUUUUUAAUGAGGGACUCUGCCCUGUUAUUUUUAGUGUUAAGCAAAACGAAUUAUCAGGUUAAGAAUGGGUUAGAGGUGGUUUUAAUAUAAAUUAUUAUAGAGGAGACAUUUAAAGAGAUGGUAAUAAAGGAAAACCCCAUUAUACUUUAACUUUUAGCUAUUAUAUCCAUCAUUCUCAAGAUACUAUUUAUUUUGCACACUCUUUUCCUUACACCUUUACAGAUUUAAAAGAAUAUAUUAAUGACUUUAUGAAAGAUGAAACUAAAAAUAAGAAAGUUUCAGUAAAAAAAUUAUGUAAAACACUAGCUGGAAAUAAUUGUGAAAUGCUUACUAUUACUUCAAGUUCUAUGGUUAAAAGGUUUUAAAGAAAGGGAAUUGUUAUUUUUGCGAGAUAGCAUCCAGGGGAGACAGGUGGAUCUUAUAUGGUACAAGGGUGUAUAGAAUUUCUAUUAGGAGACUCUCCGUAAGCAGAAUACCUUAGAGAUAAUUGUGUAUUUAAGAUUGUACCUAUGCUUAAUCCUGAUGGAGUUAUUCACGGUAAUUACAGGUGCUCUUUGGCGGGCUGUGAUCUAAAUAGAAGAUGGAAAAAACCUCGUAAAAAAUUGCAUCCUACUGUUUUUCACAUGAAGGAAAUGAUAAAAACAUUUGGAAGAGAACGUGAAAUAAAAUUAAUAAUAGAUUUGCAUGGCCACAGCAGAAAGAUGAAUACCUUCUUUUAUGGAUGUUCUUACAAAGAAGACCCUGUUCUUACAAGAAUUUACCCUUAUAUGAUGUCUAAAAUGACUGAUUAUAUUAAUUUUGAAGAGUGUAGAUUCAAUGUAUAAAAAUCAAAAGAAAAGACUGCAAGAAUAACUCUUUGGAAGGAGUAAAGAGUCAUGAACGUCUUUACAGUAGAGGCUUCUUUUUAUGGAAAAUAAAAAAAUUAAACUAAAACUCAUUACAGCAUUUAAGACUAUUUAGAUAUAGGGAAAAGUUUAGUUGUUAAUUUAUAUAAUUAUUUAUGGGAAGAUGAAAGUGAAGAUAAUAAAAAUAGCAAAAAAAUCAAUAAUUAACUUAACAAGAAUAGCAUUCUAAAAGAAAUAAAAGAUAAUGAAUAAAAGAUUAUUAAUAUGGAGUCAAAGAGUGAUUCUGAUGGAUCUGACUCAGAUCCUUCAGAGGAUGAGUUAUCAGAUGAAUAAAUGAUUAAGUUGCUUCCAAAAUCAGUUCUUACUAAAAAAUAAAAAAAAUUACUAGAAUAAGAGGAGGAAAAAGCUAAAGAAAAAAGAGAAAAAGAGCUUGCAGCUAAAAGACUUUAAAAAAAGAAUGAAUUAUUAUAAGGCAAUUAAUCUGAUUCACAAACUGACAGGAAGAAAUUUUUAAUAAGCAAAGUUAUGCCUAGGGUAUAAAAAGUAGUUGAAAAAAAACCUGAAAAUAUAAAACCUGAAGGAUAAGUUGAAAUGGUGGAUGCAGCUGUUUAAACAGAUGCCUCUUUCAUUAUGGAGAUGAAGGCUUAUUUAAUGAAAAAAUAAUCUCUUCAAAAUGGCUUGUAAAAUGGAUAGUCAAUAAACAGUCUUCUUAAGAGUUAAAGCAUGGGUGGAUUUAUGAUUAAUAAGUUGCAGCAAAAAGUUUAAGAUUAAACAAAUAGGUAAUUGGUUCCUAAUUUGAUGAGCAAUCCCUUGGCUAGAAAAGAAAAUCAAUUUUUUGUAUAAUAAUAAAAUUAAUAUCAAAGAAACUCCUUAUAAUAAAAUAUAUCACCUUAAAGCCAAAUGAGUGCUUUAUUCUUUGAUAAAACUAAUGGUAGCUAAACUUUGAGGCACUAGAAUGAGAGCAAAUUUUCUCAAGGAAAUUACAAAGUCAAAGAAAUUAAUUCUUCAAAAUAAGAAGACUCACUCAAAGAGAAAUAGAACACUUAGGGCUAGCUAAUAAAAAGCGACAAUCCUGAAUUAAAUUAGCUUAACAACGGUUAACAAAAUGGAGUUAGUGCCACCCAAUCUUAUCAAAAUAAUAGUUAAUUGAAUGGCUAAAAAGAAUAAUAAUUUUAAGCACCUCAGAAAUAGAAAACUCCUUAACUGGUCAGCAAGAGUCAAAUGGUUGAAGGAGGUGGAAUUGCACCUAACAAUAACAACACUAGGUAUAGUCAAGUUAAAAGUUUGUUAACUACUAACAUAAGCAGCGUAUUAACGAAUAUAAUUCCAUAAACAACAACAAACGCUUUUAAUAAUAAUAACAAUAAUAGCUCAAAUUUACCAUAAUUAUCUAAUCCUAGCUUGCAAAAUAUCAAAAUGAGCUAGCAAAUAACUCUUGCCGCAAGUAAUAAUUAGUAAAUUACCAAUGUAAAUAUGAUGGUUUCCCCAAAAACAGAUAAUUUUUUGAUUAAAAAAUCAAAAUCUUCUUCAAACGCCAUAAUGAGAUAAAGUAAAAUAAUAAUUUCAAAUUAAGGUAAUGAUUUACUUGGCAAUAAAAAAUAGAGGUUUACAAAUUUAAACAACUGA
Messenger RNA from Tetrahymena thermophila SB210, 3840 nucleotides. Its product is annotated as zinc carboxypeptidase family protein. The transcript has 14 exons. Gene Ontology annotation, biological process: proteolysis; protein side chain deglutamylation. NCBI's taxonomy places the organism in Eukaryota, Ciliophora, Oligohymenophorea, Hymenostomatida, Tetrahymenidae. Gene Ontology annotation, molecular function: zinc ion binding; metallocarboxypeptidase activity. The record is from RefSeq and is a predicted model, not a curated record.